Messenger RNA from Cottoperca gobio, 6341 nucleotides. RefSeq names its product heat shock protein 12A (gene hspa12a). The record is from RefSeq and is a predicted model, not a curated record. The transcript is spliced from 13 exons. NCBI's taxonomy places the organism in Eukaryota, Metazoa, Chordata, Actinopteri, Perciformes, Bovichtidae. Bases 209 to 2236 code for a protein of 675 amino acids.
UCUCCUCCAUGUGCUUUUUAACGGCUUGUCCAUUAAACAAGAAGCGGCAAGGUGAAGUAAAAUUGAAUGGGACAUCGAAUCAGCAGAUUGGAGGCUGUUUUUGUUGAAGUUUCUUUCUUAUUUGUCCCGGUAUUUCCAGUAAACCAGGAAAAUUGCUUGGUGUAGCUGUAUCGGUGAGAAGGCUCGGGAGGAGGUGAAACUGCGGGAUAUGAUGACUGAAAAAGAAACUGCGACAGAGAAGAUAAUAACAGAUUCAAUGGCUAAUCCGUCUCCAGCUAAGAGCAUGGGGGAGCCUGGAAUCACCCCACUGUCUCCUUCACAUACUCAGAACGACACAGACCAGGUACCGUCAGGGCCGUCCUUUGUGGUGGUGGUUGCCAUUGACUUUGGCACCACGUCCAGUGGUUAUGCUUACGCCUUCACUAAGGAGCCAGAGUGCAUUCACACUAUGAGGCGUUGGGAAGGCGGGGACCCGGGUGUGUCCAAUCAGAAGACGCCAACCACGAUCCUGCUGACUCCAGACAGGAAGUUCCACAGUUUUGGCUAUGCGGCACGUGACUUCUACCAUGACCUGGACCCCAGUGAGUCCAAACAAUGGCUCUAUCUGGAAAAAUUCAAAAUGAAGCUCCACACCACUGCAAAUCUGUCCAUAGACACAGACCUCCACGCAGCCAAUGGGAAGCGAGUGAAAGCUCUGGAUAUCUUUGCAUAUGCAUUGGCCUUCUUUAAGGAGCAAGCACUAAAGGAGCUGAGUGAUCAGACAGGCGGUGAUUUUGACAACAAUGAUGUGAGAUGGGUGAUCACUGUUCCUGCCAUCUGGAAAAUGCCUGCAAAGCAGUUCAUGAGGGAAGCUGCUUAUAAGUCUGGUCUGGUGUCCCGUGAAAACCCGGAGCAGCUGAUCAUUGCUUUAGAACCUGAGGCAGCAUCCAUCUAUUGCCGCAAGCUCCGCCUCCACCAGAUGGUUGACCUGGGCACCCAUACCACCCAGAACGGCUGCAGCCCCACUGAAAACGUGGGGAGCGGAAUGACCCAAGUUUCUCCAGGUCAUGCAAAGGAGAAUGUCCGGCGCAACCGGCAGAGCCGCACCUUUUUGGUGGAAAAUGUCAUAGGGGAGCUUUGGGCGGAGCUGGAAGAAGGUGACCGUUAUGUGGUGGUGGACUGUGGCGGAGGAACCGUGGACCUUACUGUUCAUCAGAUCCGUCUUCCAGAGGGACAUCUAAAGGAGCUCUACAAGGCCUCAGGUGGUCCCUAUGGCUCUAUUGGGAUUGACUAUGAAUUUGAGAAGCUGCUGUGUAAGAUCUUUGGCCAGGAUUUCAUCGACCAAUUUAAGAUCAAAAGGCCGGCAGCCUGGGUGGACCUGAUGAUUGCGUUUGAGUCUCGGAAGAGGGCAGCAGCCCCUGAAAGAACCAACCCCCUCAAUAUUAACCUGCCCUUCUCCUUCAUUGACUACUACAAGAAGUUUAGGGGCCAUAGCGUGGAACAUGCCCUGCGCAAAAGCAAUGUGGAUUUUGUAAAAUGGUCGUCUCAGGGGAUGCUGAGGAUGAGUCCAGAUGCCAUGAAUUCCCUCUUCAAGCCCACCAUAGACCACAUCAUCCAACAUCUCACUGAGCUGUUUGAGAAGCCAGAGGUGAGCGACAUUAAGUUCCUGUUCUUAGUGGGAGGUUUUGCUGAGUCUCUCCUGCUGCAACAAGCUGUCCAGGACAUGCUCCAGGGCCGCAGCCGCAUCAUCAUACCCCAUGACGUUGGCCUCACCAUUCUGAAAGGUGCUGUACUGUUCGGCCUGGACCCCAGCAUCAUUAAAGUGCGCCGCUCGCCCCUCACAUACGGGGUGGGUGUCCUCAAUCGCUUCGUGGAGGGCAAACACCCGCCGGAGAAGCUGCUGGUGAAGGACGGCACUCGCUGGUGCACCGAUGUUCUUGACAUCUUCAUCGCCGCCGACCAGUCUGUGGCGCUGGGUGAGAUGGUGAAGCGGAGCUACACACCAGCCAAGCCCUCUCAGCAGGUUAUCGUCAUCCACGUCUACUGCUCUGAGAAGGAGAAAGCGGGGUUCAUUAGCGAGCCCGGCGUCAGGAAGUGUGGGACACUUCGCUUGGAUGUGAGCGGAACAGAAAGCACGGCACCGCGGCGUGAGAUCCAGACGCACAUGCAGUUUGGUGACACAGAGAUUCGGGCCAUGGCAGUUGAUGUGUCCACUGGACGCACUGUUAAAGCUAGCAUUGACUUCCUAAGCCAUUAAGAAGGGAACGAGAGCUCAUGUUCCAAAAUUGUUAGGAAAUGGAAACAUAAACCAUACACACACAGACACACACAACUGAGGAUACUUACUGGUGGUCAAUAAUAAUGAAUCUCAAGGCUCAGUCACUCUCAGUUUAAGUGUGGGUGACGCUUUGAAUGAAAGGGUUGAAAUCACCUUGAUGAUAUAACGAGGAAAAGAAAAGGACAGUGUGGAUGAGUUCAGUGGGCUUUAGGUCUGUCACCUCACUCCAAUCCUGUACUCUGUGUGCUGAGCAGCUUAUAUACCCCAUAUACCCCAUAUACCCCCGUGCUGAGGCGACAGCGUUGUUGAGUCAGUAUGAAAGGGAAAGAUAAAGGCUUAUUCACUUCUCCGCCAUGAUGUAUUACAGGGCAGCUUUUCAAAUCUUCUCUCUGUACAUUCUGGAGGAAAGGCUCUCAAAGCCAGACAGACACGACAUACAUAUGAUAUUCCAACACUAACAUGGUGGAGACACAUUCAGAAUGCCUCUUUACAUGCUUCAGAUUACAGCAGAUCAUUGUAUACUACAAAACAUUUUGUGUAUAAAAAGGACAUAAUAACAUGUAACAUGUAACUUGGAUGGAAGGUCUUAAUACUCAUCCUGUGCUCCAGAAAUGGCUAUGAUCUGAAGGCAAUGCCAGUGGUUUUGCACGAUUCAGCCCUUUAAACAUACUGUAAACUGUUAAUGUCACAGUGCCAUUUUCCAAUACAUUUUAUUUUACAUAGAUUUUCUUCAUUCCAGAAAGCCAUGAGUAACAGUAAUCUACUGCAGUGAAGAUGGAGUCAGUUGGAUUUAAAGUCGCCAAAACAAAACAUAUGGCCACAAUAUAUGGCCAUUUAGGCUAAGCAGUUAGCUUCCAUUGUUAGCUUGUUUGUAAUGAGGAACUGCGAGCCCAACAAACUGUAUGGCUGUGUAAAACAAAUGGGCCGUGGAUAAAGAAGGGACCAAGAGUUGUGGGGCCUUAAUGGCAACUUGUGUGCAGCAAAAACAAGCUGUAAAAAUUAAAAGGUGAUGGUUUAUUUUAGCAAGGUUACUAUUCACAUCCAGGAGACUUGGAGCAACAUUGGCAUCUUUGGGAGUUGUGUUUGUGCUUAACAUUUACUUACAGAUAGAUUUAGUUGGUGUCCUAACUAGUUCCAUAUGGCUGUUUGAAACCCACCAGCUGUGGAUAUAGAUGGCACUGGGAUUUGAAGAUGUCACAUUUCUUCAAAUGGUAUUAUGGUUGUUCAACCGAUAAACAGCUUGUACAGCUUCCCUUUUACACUGUUGCCUUUUUUCUUUUGCACUUAUUGCAACUAGCAUUGCAGGAAAAUAAAUAAAUAAAUACAUUCUUAUAAAUAUGUUGGGUUUUUUUAAUUACAAAAUUAGAGACUUUGGAGAAUCACUAACAAUAUCAAGUAUAUCUGAAUUUAAUCAAUAAGCCAAAUCAUGCAAAACCACCAGUAUGUUCCUUUAGAAUGAUCCACAGUGAAACCUGAAACCUAGAAUGUGAAGCGUGUUGCAAGCUCAAUCUGAAAAGCAAGUACAGCCAUCAAAUGCGCUUUAUUGUUGCCUAUAUUUGUUUAUGCCUCCAACUAUUAUAUGUGGACAAAAUGCCACUUGCCCACAAAUACUUUGAUUCCAUUGUAAUUCUGCACAAGGAUGCAGGCCAGUUAAGACAAGCAAUGAAGUAUGUUUAUUUCUGUGUAAAUACAGUAUUUAAAUAUUGUACAGAUUUUUAGCGUUGUUUCUGCAGCUUUAGAACCAAGAGUGUGUGUGUGUGUGUGUGUGUGUGUGUGUGUGUGUGUGUGUGUGUGAGAGAGAGAGUGAGAGUGAGUGUGUGAUUUGGUUUGUGUACUUGUGCUUUCACAUGGACAUCUCAACAUUUUUUUCUCACCAGCCAUAGCAUGAGAGGCCAAGGCAGGUUGGAUUGCUCCGUUCAUUCAAAGGGAGAGAUUGGAUGUGUCGCCUGAUAAACUUUUUUUUCGCAAUCACAAAAGAAACUUGAAUACCUCCGUCCUUAAACAGUAGCAGAAUCUAAAUGUGUCCGGUCCCCCUUUCCACCCCACCUGCAGUACUGUAGGGUAGUAGGAAUUUCAUAAUGAGUUAUUACAUUCUUCAUGUAUUACAAUAAUUCCACCUUGAGCCAUUUAAUUUAAAUUUCUUUGUUGAAGACUAAGGCAUAGUCUGCAAUAAUCAAGUAAAAAGCCACAUUUUCAGGUGAUUAUGAAAGAUUUACAUUUUAAAGUCUUAAGUAAAAGAGUGCCUAGUAUGAAGUAAAUGUGAUGUAACAUUCAUUCACCCUAUCAGAGCAUACACUGCAUUCCUUCGCCCUCCUAAUAUUAUUCUUUAUAUAUGUGUGACUUCAGAUGUAAUCCCUGAGCAUCAGAGACCUAAUAUCAUAGCUUCCUCCAUUUUGGUCAUCACUUUCAAAUCAACAAUAACUCUUUUGUUGGCCUUUGUUUUCUGAAUGCAGUGCAAUCAUUUGUACUUUCAGGGACCGCCUCGGCUGACAGUCUCUCCCUAAAGUCCUCCCUGGUGUGACCAAAGUAACGUUACUAAUUGCUGCGUAAAGUAGGCAUGACUGUCAGGAAAGUUACACAAAAUGCUUUUGUACUAUACGAAGAGCAGACCUUCAGAGUUCAAGAUGAACUUGACACGAGAGUGCUCCCAAAUGCCUCCAUGAGUGAAUGAUUGCACUGAUUUCAUUGAAAUUGAAAGAUUUUGGUCUGAAAAUAUAAUUUCUGGUAUGACAGGGCCCUUACACCUGCUACAGCGCGUUAGCUUGCCUAGUUGUAUUUAAUCCGUACAGAAUGCUGCAUGUCCUUCCUGCUGUGGCAGUUACAGUCGGAUACUUCCAGUUCGAUGCGUAUACCUGACCAUGAGUGUCACCAGAUCUUAACACAAUGCAAGGAGGCAGAUGCUGUUUACAAGACAAGGCGUGGAGCUAGACACAAAACAUCCAGUAAAGAGGCAACAUCUCACCGUGAUAAAUACUGGAAGAAGAAUAAACCUGUAGAUGCUUUUUCUUGUUUGGCUAUUGACUAGCAGCCCCCACAGUUCUAUUGGUACUUCUGUGCUAUAGUGUUUCCAGGAUCUUGGUAUUGAAAUAAUACAAUCUAAUAGACGGUUUUUAAAGCCGUUUUCUUAGAUUCUUUAUUUGAACUAUGAAUCAAGGCUUGUCUCGCUUUUCAGUGUCAAUGUACAAAGUCACACAAGAUGCAGUCUCCGGCCCUGUUUCUGCAUGCAUGUGUCGCAUGUGUCUCAUAGGAAUGUCUAAACAACAAGCAACAAAUAAGUUGAUUGCUAUUACUAAUACACAACAUCAAGGUUUACCACUGAUGAUCAUGAUCAUGGUAGUUUUUUCUGAAAUAUGCGCGUAUCACAGCUGAGUGCAGAGUGGCAGUGCUGUGUAUAAUACCCUGCUGCUUUGUGAGCUGAUGUAGUUGAUGCUAAUGCUCUGAGCAGCACUUCACAUACUUUACUGAUAACUAACCUAAUAACCUUUUAUUCCUUCUAGACAUAUCUGUACUCACAAAGGAUAGAUAUCAAGUUGAAGGAUUUAUUAACACCUUGAUUCUAUUGUUUCUUUGGUUAGAUCAUUACAAUGUAUUGUGUGCAACCUUGAGUAUUAUGUGGUGCACAGGAUACUGUUAUGUAGCAGCUUCAUACUUAAAACUAUGAUACAAUGAUAUGAAGACAUGUUUAGCUGACAUUAGCAUUCUAUUCUCUGUGUCAGGCAGCAUUUGACAUUUCGGCUGAGAUGUCACAUUUUUCAGUCAGUCUGAAAUCGAGUGGUUCAGUGGAUGGGGUUUGAGGUAGCAGUCUAGCCAGCUUGCUUCAUGAACAAGUAUCUGCUAAACACUAUCUAAAAUAUACAAUCAUUAAGAAAAUUAUUGAGCUUAUAGUUAGGAUCAUCUCAGCCACUCUGAAACGCAAAACAAUGUACACUUUGUUCGUUUAGUUCUUUAUUUAAUUUUUUAUCUUGAGUUACUAAAAUGUCUUGUUCUCUUGCAAUUUCCACACAGUAAUGAGUGUAUUCUGAUCAAUGCCAUGUAGUCACUGUCGGACUGUCACCAAUAAAAUGUAUGUGUAUUUCAAAAAACA